Molecule: messenger RNA, 1145 nt
Organism: Ceratitis capitata (Mediterranean fruit fly)
Lineage: Eukaryota; Metazoa; Arthropoda; Insecta; Diptera; Tephritidae
Product: alcohol dehydrogenase 2-like
Exons: 3
Coding region: 222-998 (258 amino acids)
Cellular component (GO): cytoplasm
Molecular function (GO): alcohol dehydrogenase (NAD+) activity
Source: RefSeq, a predicted model, not a curated record
UUCGACUAGAAUCGUAUUUUAUAUUCAUAUCAUCGGAGAAUAUUCAAUAUACUUACGUACAAACACGCAAUUAAUAAUAUGCAAUUUUAAUAUGAAAGCUGUUCGGGCUUCAGGCUAUAAAAGCGCAACUUUGUUUGAGGAAAGGCAUCAGUUGCAAAGUGUCUCAGCAGAAAAACACAUUAGCGAAGCAAAGUAAAUAUAUAUAGAGACUGAGUGACAAAAUGGGUUUGAGUGGUAAAAACGUAAUUUUCGUCGGCGGUUUGGGCUUCAUUGGCUACGAAGCCUGCAAACAGCUGAUGGCGAAGAAUAUGGCGUCCUUCUUUGUCUUCGACGUUCUGGACAAACCGGAAAACAUCAAGGCUUUGCAAGCCCUCAACCCAAAGACCAAAGUGUACUACACCAAAUUCGACAUCACCUCUAAGCAAUCAAUCAAGAGCGCGCUCGCCGAUGUUGUCGCCAAGGUCAAGUACAUUGAUGCUUUGAUUAAUGGCGCUGGCAUCCUCACCGAUCCCAAUGUGGAGUUGACAAUGAACAUCAAUUUGAUUGGGCUCAUCAACACAACACUCGAAGCGCUGCCACUUAUGGACAAGAAUAAGCAAGGUCGUGGUGGUGUAAUUGUUAACAUUGCCUCCGUGUUGGGUUUGGAGCCAUGCCCACCAGCAGCUGUGUACUGCGCAUCGAAAUUCGGUGUCAUGGGUUUCUCGCGUUCCAUUGGUGAUCCCUAUUAUUACAACAUCACUGGUGUUGCUGUGGUUACCUUCUGUCCUGGCUUGACUGAGACGCCUUUGAAGAACAACAUUGGCAGUAAAUACACUUUUGAGUACUCGAAGAAGAUCAGCGAGGAGCUGAACAGUACCAAAACCCAGAAACCCGAAGUUUGUGGCGCCCAUUUGGCUCAAGUGGUUGAGUCCCAUGAGAAUGGUGGCAUUUACAUCAGCAACCAGGGCACUUUGGCUAAGGUGACACCCACCGUCUAUUGGCAGCCCACCUACCACUAGAAGUGCAUGUGUCUGGGACACUCUGCAACAUUGUAAAUAUAUACAACGUGUUAUGCAUAUAUUGUACAAAUUGUAGCUAUUUUAAUUAGCUUGUAAGUUUUAAGUCUGAGUUAAAUAAAUAUUGAUUAGUUGUGCACGUAAACGUGA